Molecule: messenger RNA, 1406 nt
Organism: Doryrhamphus excisus (bluestripe pipefish)
Lineage: Eukaryota; Metazoa; Chordata; Actinopteri; Syngnathiformes; Syngnathidae
Source: RefSeq, a predicted model, not a curated record
GUGUGUGUGUGUAUGUGUGUGUGUUGAAUGAAAGGCAGCAGCAAGAGGAGCAUACUGCUGCAUUGUUUGGCUGCACAGCAUGUAAACACAGUGUUAACUCCGUCUUAGCAUUAGUCUAACCGAGGGCAGGCCUCUGCAGGCAAGAAAGAGAUUACGGAGGAGCAGUUCAAUCUGACUUUCAGGAUCUUUACUCUGUUCAAGUAAUGGAUUGCAAAUGUGAAACUGGCAACUCUGAGGAUGCACUUCCAGGCUGGUGGAUGAACAGCAGCAACAUCCAAAUUACCGUGGUGGGAUACCUUCUCUACAGAUUCUCACAGACCCUGCCAGCACUGAUCCGAUGGCCAAUUCGUCUUUUUUGCUCUAUAACUGGUCUAUCAGCUCUUUGGGGCUGGGUGAGCCGCCUUGUGAGGACCCUCCGAGGAAUCCAGAGUCUGUGUAAAUGGCUGUCUAGAGUUUGGAAAUUCUUUGUAGCUUGUUCAUCUAAAUUCAAAUGGAUGCUUCCUGUCAUCAGGGUCAUUACAGGAUCAUCAAGCGAUGGGUCUUUGGAGUUUGAAAACACCAGACUGAACCUCUCCAGUCCAUUAAAAGCAGACCUGAGGCUGAUCCUCCUUGGCCCUGCCGGAGGAGGACGUACUUCAGUGACAAACACUUUGCUGGGCUGCAGUGUAGCACAAGGUGACGGACCUCUCACGGAGAGCACCAUUAGAAGGUCUGUAGUGGAUGGUAGAGAGGUCACCGUCAUCGACACUCCAGAUCUACUGGGUCCUUCUUUGGGGAGAAACCAGAAAGCGAGGGAAGCUUUGAGGAGUGUUCAGCUUGCAGGCCCUGGUCCUCAUGCCAUUUUGCUUGUGAUGCGGGCACCACGCUCCAGCAAGAACAUGCAGCAGGACGCGAUGCGAGUCAUCCAAGCUACUCUGGAACUGUUUGGAGAUGGGGUCCUGGAGUACAUCAUACCAGUGCUCACCCAUGCUGACUGUUUGAGCCCAAAGCGCACCGGCGAGCAACUGCUAGAUGCGGAUGCUGGAGGUCUCCAGACGCUGACGUCUCUAUGCGGACAGAGGCCUGAGCUGCUGGACACCAGGCCCGAUCAGCCUCCGGAGGUGCAGAGCGUGACGCGCGGGAAGCUGGUGGGGCGUGUGAUGGAGCUGAAGGCGCUGAGGGGGCAGUUUUUUGUGCAUGAGCUGCAGAGGAGGGAGGAGCGUUUCAGAGAGGAGCUGCUUGGUAACAUGACCUCUGAGCUGGCCAGAAAAGUGGACUACAAGUAGAGCAGGGGUGUCCAAAGUGCAGCCCUGGUUGCCAUUGUCCAGCCACAGCUCAUUUUGUUAAUUGAUUGUUGCUUUACUCUAAAACAAAAAUAAAUUCAUUAGUAAUAAUGUUACACGAAUAUUUGAUCAUUGGUCAUUCAA